AUGUUUACGGGAAUAGUGGAAAUCAUUGGAACUGUACUGGAGUAUCAGGAACUUGAUGUCUCAGCUUCAGGAGGGAAUGGCGUCUCUUUAACCAUAACCGAUGCCUCCAAGAUUCUCUCUGAUGUGCAUAUUGGAGACUCCAUUGCAAUCAACGGUACCUGUCUCACAGUCACAGAAUUUACUAAUAAUGAUUUCAAAGUGGGAAUUGCGCCUGAAACCUUGAAGAAGACAAAUCUGGGAUCGCUGAAGAAGGGAUCAAAGGUCAACUUGGAAAGAGCAAUGACUGGCGAAACCAGAUUCGGAGGACAUAUGGUGCAAGGCCACGUAGAUACAGUUGCAGAGAUUGUCAGCAGUGUUCCAGAAGGAAAUGCAAUCGUCUACACGUUUAAGUUAAGAGAUCCAGAAUUUAUUAAGUACGUUGUUCACAAAGGCUUCAUAUGUGUGGACGGCACAUCAUUAACAGUGACCAAUGUGAACGAUGAUGCUGCAGAGUUCUCUAUCAUGAUGAUUAAACAUACGCAGGAAAAUGUUGUCUUACCUUUGAAAAAAUUGGGGGACUUUGUCAAUAUAGAGGUAGAUUUAGCUGGAAAGCUAAUUGAAAAGCAAGUUCAAGUGGCCUUGGAUAACGAAAUUAACAGUGACAAUUCGCCUCUAAUCAACUUGAUCACCCGUAUAGUACAGAAGGUUGUUAAAGAACAACUUGCUUGA
Molecule: messenger RNA, 708 nt
Organism: Komagataella phaffii GS115
Lineage: Eukaryota; Fungi; Ascomycota; Pichiomycetes; Pichiales; Pichiaceae
Product: Riboflavin synthase
Exons: 2
Coding region: 1-708 (235 amino acids)
Biological process (GO): riboflavin biosynthetic process
Molecular function (GO): riboflavin synthase activity
Source: RefSeq, a predicted model, not a curated record